Molecule: messenger RNA, 3676 nt
Organism: Liolophura sinensis
Lineage: Eukaryota; Metazoa; Mollusca; Polyplacophora; Chitonida; Chitonidae
Product: fibrous sheath CABYR-binding protein-like
Exons: 6
Coding region: 295-1422 (375 amino acids)
Source: RefSeq, a predicted model, not a curated record
GUUAGCCAGCUGCAUCAGUGGCCUCAUAGACUGGGUAUCAGCAGCCAGCCAGUCAGCCUCCCAGACUGGCUUCAGACAGCUUGACCUAACGCCCCAGUCACUGCAUCCCAGUCAGUCAGCCAGGGUUAUACCGGCCCUACGGAACAGCGUGCACCCUCUACUCCGCCUGUGCAUUUGUUCGUAGAUCUAAGAAACAUUUGAGGAAGAUUCCAAAUUCUGAGUCUCAUAUCAGAGAAGUUGCACAGCUACAAGGACCUUUGACCUCUGACACAAGAAUUAACAGGUAAAUUCAGAAUGGGGAACCGAGCCAGCAAGAAGAGUAAGAAGGACAAGAAAGAAGAAGCUGUAGAGGAAAAACCAGAACAGGGCCAGACCAGUGAGGGGCAGUCAGAAGACAAGAAGCCAGAGUGUGACCAAUCCACUGGCAAAGAAGGGGAAGCAGGCACUAAGGAUGGGGGUGGUGAAACUGAGGGGGGUGGGGGAGAGGCUAAGGCAGGAGAAGAUAACUCUGAAACCAAAGCUGGUGAGACAGCCCCAGAAGUUGCCGAGACAGCCCCAGAAGCUGCCGAUAGUUCUAAACCAGACUCUGUUGAAACAAAAGCAGCUGAUAGGAAUGAGGCAACUCCUGAGACGGGGGCAAGUGCAGAACCUGAAAAUCCUUCAGAAACUGUUGAGAGUAAAAGUGCAGAGCAAGAACCAGCACCUGUAGAAAAGGCAGAGGCUUCUCCAGAGGCUGCAGCCCCAGAACCUGUUAAAGAGGAACAAGUUACUCAGGCACCGGCGGAGGUGGCCAGCGAGGAGCCAUCAGCCCCUGCGGAGGAGCCAGCUGAACCUGAGGAGGCCGUACAACCCCCUCCACCGGAGCCUCUCCCAGUCCAGGACUCUCCUGCUGCAGCCUCCAGUGCUGAGGUUCCAGAUGAGCAGGCUCCUGUACAGACUGAGGAGUCUCCGGCAGAUGGGGAUGCUCCUACAGCUGACGAGGCUGGGGCACCAGCUGAAGAGGAAGCCACUAAGGAGGUGGAAAGUUUACCAUCACCACCCCCACCUGCUGAGGAGCCGGCACCCCCACAUGAGAAUGGCAUCAAUGGUGAUGUAGCUGAAGAGGGCGAGAAGGAAGCUGAGGUCCCUGUGACCAAUGGGGAAACUCCAAUUACCAAUGGUGACAGUUAUUCACAGACAGUUGAGUUUAAAUGGGAACAUGGGGGUGAGAAGGUUCUAGUGUCUGGAUCCUUCAAUGACUGGAAAGAGCAGGUGCCCCUUGAGAAACAGGAUGACAUAUUUGUUGGCAAACUUGACCUGGGGGUCGGCGAGUAUCAGUACAAAUACAUCGUGGAUGACCAGUGGCUAACCAACAAAAACCAGAAAAUAGUCUGUGCCGAAGAUUCAGAAAAUAAUGUGAUUGUUGUGGUGCAGCAAGCAUGAGAAAUCCUCUGGACAUAGAACUCAAAGGGAGUGAAGCUUGGCAUAGGACUGGACUGGAUGGCUGUUACCUUGUGUCAAGGUGGAGUGGGCAGGGCAGGGCCGCAGAGUCUGAGUAGGAGCUGGCAAUCAUAGAUGAUUUGUCCUGCAACCCUAUCCUGAGAUGUUGCCUUUUUUCUUUUUAGUUUCAAUAUUACACGGCUUUCAAUAAUUUAUGAAUUUAUUUUGUUAUGUCUGAAGUGUAGUAUGUUUGUGCAUUGCGUAACACCCGUCUCACAAAAAUGACAGGUAUCUCACAGGCGUGCAUUUCAGAUUGUUUUCAUAUAAAGAGGUUUGCUCAUAACGUUGUGUAUACUGCCCAGGAAGCUGUAUCAAAGUAUAAAACAUAUUUAUGAUGCAUUUUUUCAUUGUCUUACAAAACCAAUGUGGAACAAAAAACAAAUAAAUUGGACCAUUUUAAUGUUUUCAGAUGUUUUUUCCUAUUUUAUUAUGUUUUGUACAAGGACCAGUCUGAUGCCAUCCUGUCAUGAUAAAGCUGUGUAUCGAAAACAAGGCCAUAUGAGAACCAAACAUUUUCAUACCAGUGGCAAUGCAUUGAAGUCUGUCAUCAUUAUGAACGAUUCCUCGGCAAUGCUAAGAUUUUACUUUAUUUACAUCCCCUCCUUAUGUGUGUCUCAUUUCAUAUGCUCAAUGUCUCAUAAUCCCAAAUACUCGUACUGCUGGGCCAGAUUUUGUAAAUCUUUUCAACAAACCGGUCUGUGCUACAGUUUUAUGCAGAAUAUUUCUUCAUCUGUGCUUUAAAGAUCAGUUAAGUUCUCUAGUCAUUUUUAUUUACAAUAAUCUGUGCAGAUGUAUUAAAGCUGAAGUCACCAUGGUGAUUUGUACGGAAUCUAGUCUAGCAAUGUUGGUGCAGAAUGUGCUCAGUUUGUCUGGAUAUGUACAUUUGUAUUUAUAGGCAGUGACAUAGCAUUUUCUCUAGUCUUACAUACUAUUGCAGAAAAUGUAAUAUUUUGUAAACUCUAAAUUGUUUUGAGAAAUAUAUACAUGUAUUUUAAAAAAAUGAAUUAUACACACUGGUUGAGUUUUUCCAGAACUAAGUAUUACACUCAGAAUGUUGGAGAAUCUGGCUUCAGAGAUGGAAGUUAUUCAAGGCAUAUCAGAUUUUUGAUACUAUUUCUAAAGUGCAAUAAAACGUCAGAUGUCAAAAUUUACCACAUUUUCAUAUUCAACACAAGUGUAUAUGAUAAUUUGAUUUAAUUACAAUCAUCUAUAACACACAAUUGUUAAACAUGGACUCUUUAUUGGCCCACAACUCACCUGUUAUUUUGUAUCUAUUUUGUUGACUUUUGAUGGAGCUGAGUUCUGGUAUGUUAUGUACCAGCAGCACUUCCCCUGUCGUGUCUAUGCUAGUGUCACCUGGGCAGACUCUGCUCCAUUGUGUAACCCUAAUGGAGAGACCCUCAUUCAUUGUACAUAGCAAUUACAAUUAUGUGACCUUAAGAAUGAUCAGAAAACCUUAGUGGUGAAAAGUCAUGGGCAGAUAACUCUUAAAAAGUUUUAGGAAUAUUGGUACUGCGAGUUCAAAUGAAGAUCUGAGCUCUCUGAAUAGAUAUGUAAACCUGAGCUCAAAGCUAUGUCUGAGGUUUGGGCAGCCCUUGUUGUGAGGAAGUAGUUUGUACUUGUAUUACCUAACCAAGGAUUGUCAUGGUUUACAUAUCACAGUAUGGUCAAAGGGGACUUGGGUAGUGUAAUAAACUACAUUGCCAGUCAGUGUAGAAGUUGAUAAUAGUUGAUAAAUUGACAAGCUGAUGUCUUUAAAAGUGUAGCAAGAUUUCACCCCAGCCUUUAUGACACAACGCAUUCAGCUGUGACGUUUUGCUCAUGCAGUUUGUACCAUACAUUGUUGUCUGUCAGGACUUUUGUUGCAUCUAAGUCGCUUUUAUAUAUUAAUAUUUAAUCCUUCUUUGUAAUGGUUUGCGGUUUAAGCUUUUGUUACGCACUUGUAUAUGUACCAGCAUAUAUAUACUUCUGGAUUAAAGGGAACAAGUGUACCAAUUGAAUACAGGGGAGACAACUUUGUUGUGAGACUGACUGUCCUUAACUUUAAUUUUUUAACCAUUUUGCACAUAGAGAAUUCAACGUGGUGGAAUGUUCGAAAGCAUAAAAAUUUGAUUUGUUAAUCAAAAUAUGAAUUAUAUGCAUGCAGAAAGGAUGUUUUUGCAGAAUAUGCCUAAUAUAAUACCUUGACAAUGUGCAG